Linum tenue is the source of this 615-nucleotide messenger RNA. NCBI's taxonomy places the organism in Eukaryota, Viridiplantae, Streptophyta, Magnoliopsida, Malpighiales, Linaceae. The record is from the annotation of a GenBank genome assembly.
AUGAUCUCUUGCUCUUCCUCCUUCGGAGCAUGCAAAAUCCCCUGCCUCUUCACACUUGCAACCAUCCUCGUAGUCACCUUAUCGAUCAUCCGAAAGCAGAGGUCCAAAACCGCCGCUUCAAACCUGCCGCCGGGCCCAUGGAAGCUUCCCAUCAUAGGAAACAUCCACCAGAUGAUCGGCGACCAACCUCACCGGCGACUCAGGGAUCUGGCCGCCAAAUAUGGUCCCGAUGUGAUGCAGCUUCAGCUUGGGGAGCUCAAUUACAUCGUAAUCUCAACUCCUGAAGCCGCCAAACUGGUGAUGAAGACCCACGACAUAGCUUUCGCUUCGAGGCCUAAUUUCCUGGCCCCUGAUAUAAUCUUCUAUGGUGGCAAGGACAUAGCUUUCGCGCCCUAUGGAGAUCACUGGAGGCAGAUGCGCAAGCUCUGCACACUGGAGCUCUUCAGCGCCACACGAGUUCAAUCUUUCCGCCACAUCAGGGAAGAUGAGGUCUCCAAUCUCGUGGCCUCUCUCACUCGUUCUGCAGCUGCAGGGGAGCCUGUGGAUCUCACUCGGAAAAAAUGUAGACGAAGCAAGCCUUCACCAGCUGACAUACACAGACAUGGUUAUUUAUGA